AUGGAUCAAGCAAUCCAGCGAUUAUUAAACGAUAAGCUCUACGACAGGAGGAAGCAAGGAGCUCUGGAGCUCGAGAAAAUUGUCCGUGACGCCGUUUGCCACGGGGAGCAUGAGAAAAUACAAAAGAUCGUUGAACAACUCUGCCAUGACUAUGCAUACGCCGUGCACCAACCCCACGCCCGAAAUGGAGGUCUUAUCGGACUGGCUGCUGCCUCUAUUGCACUAGGAUCGGAAGGGGUUGCGCCGUACUUGGGUGAAAUUGUGCCGCCUGUGCUCGCAUGCUUCUCCGACCAAGAUGCGCGAGUGCGGUACUACGCAUGCGAGAGUAUGUACAACAUAGCUAAAGUGGCAAAAGGAGAGAUACUGCUGUUCUUCAAUGAGGUUUUCGACGCGCUGGCUAAGCUGGCAUCCGAUGCGGAACUAUCGGUCAAGAACGGCGCGGAGCUUCUAGAUCGUCUAGUCAAAGAUAUUGUGGCUGAAUCGGCAGCCUCGUAUGUCUCGAUCCUACAACUUUCUGGGAAGGAACCCCCGGAAUUGGAUAAUCAGGAAGACCAGGAACUUCCCAUGGCCUUCUCUCUUGCACGAUUCAUCCCUCUACUCAAAGAUCGAAUUCAUGUGAUCCAACCGUUCACACGCAACUUUCUGGUUUCAUGGCUUACUCUUCUAGAUACAAUCCCUGACCUAGAGCUCGUGAGCUAUUUGCCUGAGUUCCUGGAAGGGCUGAUCAAGUUCCUUGGUGGACCCAACAAAGACGUUAACAUUGCAACUCAGGGUUUGCUUGAUCGGUUUUUGGCGGAGAUCAAGAGGAUUACCCGACUUAAAAAGGGGAUUGAAGAAAGCCGGAAGGGCCAGAAGAGCAACAGAGGCUCGGCCAACAGCGAUGCGAUCAGCAGCGUGACGGAGCAAAAUAUCCAGACCGAUGGUGGUAGUGAUGACAGGUAUGACAUUGCCGUCGCAGACUCGGCCUCGGAUACGACGCUCGACGAAAUGGAUCAGGCCGAUGGAGACUGGAUACCAGGACAAGAUGUACAAAUCGACCACCCCAAGAUUCUUGGUAUCCUUGUUAGCUUUGUCAACACUUCAUAUGGUAAGAGCCACCGCAAAUCUCGGUCUUCACGUGCUUACAUUCGUUCAGAGGAAGAAAUGCAAUUAACGGCCCUUCGUUGGAUCGACUCCUUUUUCGAGAUAAGCCCUGAAGAUAUUCUUCCUUUUGUUCCGCGACUGUUGACUCAGGUUCUCCCGGCCAUGUCCAGUGGCUCAGAGCAAGUACGAAAAGCAGCACAUCAAGUCAACACCUCCCUUGUCCAAUACAUCUACUCGUUGUCAGAUGAUACGACUGAGGAAGCUCAGGUGCCACCGUCAAAGAUCCCUUCCGCUACGACGAGCAAAGAGACCAUAGAGCGAAGAUCGUCAACUCCUGGAGUCAGGCCUUCAGAGACAGCGAGCGUUGACACAAGGAAACAAACAGCACAAGAUAAUUAUGUCGCGGCUACACCACGUAGUAGUGUUGUUUCCACACCGCUGCCUCCUGCCGACCUUGAUUAUGCUGCUGCUGUCAACUCUCUCACCCUACAAUUCCUCAAUGAAAAUGAAGCCACUAGAGUUGCGGCCCUUGCAUGGCUCAUCAUGCUCCACCGUAAAGCCCCGCGAAAGGUUGUGGCUUUCAACGACGGUACCUUCCCAGCUUUGCUAAAAACGCUAUCCGACCCUUCAGAGGCGGUUGUAACCAAAGAUCUGCAACUCCUUUCGCAGAUAUCAAGAAACAGCGAGGAUAGCUAUUUUACCUCUUUCAUGGUCAACUUGUUGCAGCUCUACUCUACAGACAGACACCUACUUGAAGUGCGCGGAAAUCUAAUCAUCAGGCAGCUUUCUUUGAACCUGAGCCCGGAGCGUAUCUACCGGACUCUGGCAGAUUGCCUCGAGAAGGAAGAGGAUCUCGAGUUUGCCAGUAUCAUGGUCCAGAACUUGAACAACAACCUUAUCACUGCGCCCGAACUCUCGGAAUUGAGAAAGCGCUUGAGAAAUCUCGACUCGAAGGAUGGUCAAAUGUUCUUUGUUGGGCUUUUCAGAUCGUGGUGCCACAACGCCGUCUCCACGUUUUCUCUCUGUCUUCUUGCACAGGCCUAUGAACAGGCAUAUAAUCUCCUCCAGAUCUUUGCCGAAUUGGAGAUGACAGUCAAUAUGCUAAUCCAAAUCGACAAACUAGUGCAACUACUAGAGUCACCAGUAUUCACAUAUCUCCGUCUCCAGCUCCUCGAACCUGAAAAAUACCCCUUCCUCUACAAAUGUCUCUACGGCGUCCUUAUGCUCCUGCCCCAGAGCUCUGCCUUCGCCGCCCUCAAGAACCGUCUAAACAGCGUCAAUAACAUUGGUUUCCUCCACGGUGGACCCCGAAGGUAUCCCCUCCGCGCCCCACAUUUAACCCAAAGGUUUACUGAAACGGUCUUCGUUAGUACUACUCAAACAGCCCCAUCCUUCGACCGUUCCACGGGUACCCGUCUGAAAUCCCGUGACGAGAACUCCAUCCGCUGGGUCGAACUCCUCGACAAAUUCAAGGCCGUUCAGGAACGAGCUCGUCGAUCCCAGGGCUCUACUCGCCAGUCCUUUGACCAAUCUGGUCCGCCAAUGAACCCCACUCUUACAGCUGCUCUCUCCGUCGCUGCUGCAGACCGUCCCAAGGACAGAUCUGGUCUGCCUGAUGCUCCACGCGGUGCUCCAGGACCAAGUAACGCCGGCGCUGGAAAUACUGGCCUGGGAGGCCCUGGUCCUAGUGCUAGUGGCACUGCUACUGGACGUGCGUUGGACAGUAGUGCGGCGAAGAGUGCACCUACUCAUAAACACAAGUCGAGUCUUCCCAAUCUGGGACGUCUGGGGAUUGGGGGACGGAAGUCCAAGAAAUAG
Molecule: messenger RNA, 2901 nt
Organism: Penicillium griseofulvum
Lineage: Eukaryota; Fungi; Ascomycota; Eurotiomycetes; Eurotiales; Aspergillaceae
Product: VAC14 family protein
Exons: 8
Coding region: 1-2901 (966 amino acids)
Biological process (GO): phosphatidylinositol biosynthetic process; positive regulation of kinase activity
Cellular component (GO): endosome membrane; fungal-type vacuole membrane; PAS complex
Source: RefSeq, a predicted model, not a curated record